This is a messenger RNA of Eucalyptus grandis, 2724 nucleotides long. Its product is annotated as coiled-coil domain-containing protein SCD2. The record is from RefSeq and is a predicted model, not a curated record. NCBI's taxonomy places the organism in Eukaryota, Viridiplantae, Streptophyta, Magnoliopsida, Myrtales, Myrtaceae. The transcript is spliced from 17 exons. Bases 440 to 2461 code for a protein of 673 amino acids. Gene Ontology annotation, biological process: cytokinesis by cell plate formation.
AUCUCGGUUCAGCUUUUUCCCCUCCCUCGACGAUAGGAUCUUCGCGUUUUCCGAUCCCGCUUUAGCCGGGCGAAACCCGACGGAUUCUCAGACGAUCGAUCGAUCGAAAAUGGUGAACGACGUACGAAUCCUCCCGAGCGUUCGACGGCAUCGAGGCUGACGCAUCGGUCGUCGCUUCUCCUUUCGAAAAAGUAAUGUUCGUCGAGAUGAUUAGGAUCGUCGUUCCGUCGAUCGCGUCCUCGUCGAAAUCGGCAUUCGCGCCGCCGCGUUCGCGGAUCGCGUGAGCGAGAAGGUGGCUUCCCGCUCUGCUUUAGCCGUCGGUUCCGAGCGUUUCCUGACGAUCUCUUGCUAUUUCGCGACGUUCGCGAGCGAGAAUUGCCUGCAUGAGCCGCUGUUCGAGUCGAGUUUUGCUUCUGUGUGACCGAUUCGUUCGAUCUAGAUGGACCGGAUGAGGCCUCUGUACGUCAGGCAGCAGAGCAACCCCGGGACGCCGGGAGGGUCGGCGUCCCCGACCAGGUCGCCGCUCCACCGGCACGCGCGGUCGGGCUCCACGGGGUACAUGAAGAAGGCGCAGACGAAAGCCGCCGCCCAGAGGCUCGCCCAGGUGAUGGCGCAUCAGCUCGGCGACGAUGAGGAUGACGAGGAUGAUGACCUCUCGUACGAGUACACUCCGGCCAGCGGUGCCGGAAGCAUAGGGCUGGCCGGCGGACGUGCUCCACGGGGUCGCUCGCCGAUGUCAGUUCGUCCCCAUGUAGAGCAGCCACAUUCGGCACGUUCAUCAGCAAUUGGGCGACCAUCGCCGCCCGUGAACUCCAUCGAUCAACUGUCAUUGGCUCGGAUGUCGACUUCUACUCGGUCGGCUCAAUCUGCUGCUGCUGAACAAUCUCAACCGAGCCGCACAGUGGUUGUUGGCAGGUCGCCGCAGUCCGCUAACGCAGAGCAACCAUCACUGCCUCAUAUAUCAACUCCAACUCAAUCAUUUCAUUCUGCUGCCGCUGAACAAUCUCAACCUACUCGUUCCGUGGUGGCGGGCAGGUUGCCCCAGUCAGCUAACACAGAACAACCAUCGUUGGCUCAUAUAUCGACUCCCACUCAAUCAUUUCACUCUGCCGCCGCCGAACAAUCUCUUCCUGCUCGCUCGGUGGUGGUAACGAGCAGGCCAUCUCAGUCAACUAUCCCAGAACAACCUCCAUCCGCUCGUUCAACAUCAGGUAGCCGUCCAUUUUUAGGAGUUAAAACAGUGACUAUGGUGCCUGCUAGUGUCCCGAUAUCUUUAAAGCCAUCCUACUCUGUCAUUCCAACUGAGACUCCAGUUGAACAUCGCAGAGACAAAAGCAGAUUGUCUGUGGAUUGGGAUAACAUGAGCACAAAAGAGACUAGCAAUCACCGAUCUGCUUCUGCUUUACAAGAUGAGCUUGAUAUGCUACAAGAAGAGAAUGACAGCUUACUUGAAAAGCUUCAACUUGCAGAAGAGAGGUGUGACGAAGCAGAGGAUAAAGCUUGGCAGCUUGAGAAGCAGAUUUCUUCUCUAGGUGAAGGGGUAAAUUUGGAAGCUCGUCUUUUGAGCAGAAAGGAAGCAGCCUUGCGGCAAAGGGAGGCUGCUCUAAGAGAUGCGGGACAGACUCAAGGAGGGAAAACAGAAGAGAUUGCUAAUCUUCAAAUUGAAGCUGAGAUAGCAAGGGAUGAGGCAACAUCUGCAUGGGAGAAGCUUCAUGAAGUUCAGACAAUUUCUCAGAGGACCAUACUGACCCGAGAAGAAAUGGAGGAAGUGGUCCUAAAGAGAUGUUGGCUUGCUCGGUACUGGAGUCUAUGUAUUAAAUACGGUAUUCAUGCAGAAAUCGCUGAAGCAAAGCACGAACACUGGUCAUCCCUUGCCCCUUCUCCCAUGGAAGUUGUACUAGCUGCAGGGCAAAAAGCUAAAGAAAAGAAUUCAUAUAUUUAUGACAAUAUGAAUGAAAGAGACAGAUUUCCACGAGAUAAAAACGAGCACUCUGGAGAGCUGAAUAUUGAGAGCAUGCUUUUAGUUGAGAAAGGUUUGCGGGAACUAGCUUCAUUGAAGGUGGAGGAUGCAAUUUUGCUUGCAAUGGCUCAGCACCGACGUAAAAGCAUUCUCAAAUCUGGUGAUGCAGGUGUAUAUGACUUGAAGUUGCCAAUUGAGGGACAGACAGAAGUAUUUGAACUGAGCAAAGAGGAAUCUGAAGAUGUGCUUUUCAAGCAGGCAUGGCUGACAUACUUUUGGAGACGAGCAAAAAACCAUGGGCUGGAAAUAGAUGUAGCAGACGAGCGCCUGCAAUUCCUUAUCAACCAAAGCACUCGGUCACCUACAUCGCAAGACGCGGUCGAUGUCGAGCGAGGUCUCACUGAGCUAAGGAAGCUCGGCAUCGAGGACCAGCUGUGGGAAGAUUCGCGCAAAGGAUCCGCGCUGGACAACGGCAAUGUCAGAGCAGAAAAUGACACCUGACAUUCUACCGCCGACAAAUUCACUCGCAUCCCCCAUCACAGAUAUCAAGGAGAGCCAUCGAUCAAACCACACCGAUUCUCGAGGAAGAAUCCGGAUCUCCUCCAUUUUCCUUGUGUAGAUUCGCGCCAUGUAUCAAGGACAAAUCCCGAGCGAGCUUACUAUAAAUUUAUCGAACAACACAUUAGAUGUUAGACGCGCCUAUUUUGGGCUAUUUAACCUUAUUACUUAAUUGCCGUGCGUCAAAGCUAGACGUGCAUUUCCAA